Messenger RNA from Galeopterus variegatus (Sunda flying lemur), 2053 nucleotides. Its product is annotated as GDP-fucose protein O-fucosyltransferase 2. Gene Ontology annotation, molecular function: peptide-O-fucosyltransferase activity. The transcript is spliced from 7 exons. The coding region runs from base 258 to 902 and encodes 214 amino acids. Lineage: Eukaryota; Metazoa; Chordata; Mammalia; Dermoptera; Cynocephalidae. Gene Ontology annotation, biological process: protein O-linked glycosylation via fucose. The record is from RefSeq and is a predicted model, not a curated record.
GUGGCCCCUUUAUCGACCAGGUCUACGUCCUGCAGAGCUACGCAGAAGGCUGGAAAGAAGGCACCUGGGAGGAGAAGGUGGACGAGCGGCCGUGCCUCGACCAGCUCCUGUACUCGCAGGACAAGCAUGAGUACUACAGAGGAUGGUUUUGGGGUUAUGAAGAAACCAGGGGUUUAAAUGUUUCCUGUCUGUCCGUCCAAGGAUCGGCUUCUAUUGUAGCACCUGUGCUUCUGAAAAACACUUCAGCCCGGUCCGUGAUGUUAGACAGAGCCGAGAACCUGCUCCACGACCACUAUGGAGGAAAGGAGUACUGGGACACACGGCGGAGCAUGGUGUUCGCCCGGCACCUGCGGGCCGUGGGAGAUGCCUUCCGAGGCAGGCACCUCAACUCCACCGACGCCACAGACAGGAUCCCCUUUGAGGAGGACUGGACCAAGAUGAAGGUCCAGCUGGGCUCCUCGCUGGGGGGCCCAUACCUCGGAGUCCACCUGAGAAGAAAAGAUUUUAUCUGGGGGCACAGGGAGGAUGUGCCCAGUCUAGAAGGGGCCGUGAGGAAGAUCCGCAGUCUCAUGGAGAUGCACCAGCUGGACAAGGUGUUUGUGGCCACGGAUGCCAUCAGAGAGGAAUAUGAAGAGCUGAAAAAACUGUUACCCGAAAUGGUGAGGUUCGAACCCACUUGGGAAGAGCUGGAACUCUACAAAGACGGAGGCGUGGCCAUCAUUGAUCAGUGGAUCUGCUCGCAUGCCAGGUUUUUUAUCGGCACCUCAGUCUCGACAUUUUCUUUUCGGAUUCAUGAGGAAAGAGAAAUUCUGGGGUUGGACCCAACGACAACGUACAAUAGGUUCUGUGGCGACCAGGAGAAGGCCUGCGAGCAGCCCACCCACUGGAAGAUCGCCUACUGAGGCAGCGCCACUCAGGGCCUGCUGGAUGUGAGGUGGAUGCCGCGGGGUUGCUCUGGUGAGCAGGACUGUCCCUCCGCUCGCUUCAGUGUGUCCCUGGGUGCUGCAGCCCCUGGGGGCUGUGGCAUUUUCAGUAGGGAUCCAUGAAGCCGUGACUCAGCUAUAGCGAGGCCCACAGGACGACCCGAGAGUGCAGGUGUCACCAGAUGCCACCCUGCAGGCCUUUCUCACCACCUGUUUGCUGCGCAUUUUAAGCAUGUUGAGGACGUGCUGGCGGGCGAGCUGCCCUCUCGGGGGGGCGGCGCUGAUGCUUUGCUUGGAGCUGGCGCUGUUCCACACAUUCCAUUAUUUCAGAUAUCUGGAGGGGAGAUCAGAGGGCCUCCAGGUCCCACCCACUGCCCCACCCCAGCCUGUGGCCACAUGUGACCUGUGUCCUCACGGGGAACGGAGAAGGUGCCUCCGCCACACAGAGCCUCGCUGGGUGGCGGUGCCCAUUGAGACCCUCCUCUCCCUGCGUCAGUGCCAAGAGCUCCAUGGCGCGUCUCAGCGUCUGUCCCCUGUUCACAUGGGAACUCCCCUGGAUUGUCCACAGGAUGCCCCAGCUCCACUGUCCUCACAUCUGGGCCCGGCUGUGGCCGUGGGUGGAUCCCUCGCUUGCUGCCUAGAGAGUAUAGAAGUGAUGGUCACACCAGCUUCCCAGCCUCAUCUGAGACACUCCGCUUCAUUGGUAGCUCUUCAUACCCAUUUUAGCAAGACCCUUUUCUAGGUAUUCACGCGUCCACCAUGAGGGGCUGUGGAGAGGGGACACUGGAUGCGUAAUCUGCGGAGGGUGCAGUGUCACCUCACUCCCCACCACAGGUCAAGCAGCCGUCAGCCAGGCUGGUGCGGCUCCACCCUGAGCAGCCACUUCCCAUGUCUGCUGGCGGCAUGGUGACAUGAACACAGCAUGACAAGCAGAGGAUGCUGGCGAGGAGGACAGUGCCUGGCUGGUUGGGGACACUGCCUGGUCACACCCUGUGUCUUCUUCCUGAGCUUCUCACUGACCCUGAACAUGCAGUGGGGCCCCAGGCUGGGUAGAAUGAUGGCAUAUUUAUUCUUUUUCUAUUCGUACUUUCAAAUGCUGUAAAUAAAGUAAAUUUUCUAGGAAGCUGGAA